AUGCCUCCUCUGUCGGCCUACACUCCGUUUGAGUCGCUCCUUUUCUUUCAGUCCCUCGCCGCCCUAGAUAGCCGCCCCACCAGUUUCGUUUCCAUCUCCGAUGUAUUGCGCAACAACCCGUUUAUCCGUCAGAAUGGUACCUUCGAUGCGGGGCGGCUUGCCCCGGAGGCUCUCGAGGAAUUGUAUACGACCUUGAUGCGGGAUGGUGAAACUUCCGCUGACAUCAUCUCCUCCCUCGAACCCAACGGCCAUCAUGUGGAAAGCAAUGGUACUAAUCCCAAGAAACGGAAGAUUACAAGUCCGCGGCCGGAUGGGUUGGUCGAUAAGGGAAUGAGCCAUGCUGCGAUCAUACCGGACCUGGUUUCUCACCUGUAUGCCCGAUACAAAGAACUUGUUACCAGGGAAAUCAGGAAUGAGGAGGCGAGGUAUAAAGAGAUCAAAGAUGAGAUCGAACGACUACAGAAGGAGGAGCGCGAAACACCCAAAGAGUCUGUGCCUACGCCAGUUAUCCAAAAACCUACCCCACAAGCGCCCGAACCGAAACUCGAGCCUGAACCAGAGCCGAUGGAUGUGGACGCCAAGGAGGAGAGGCCCGCUCAAAUACAACCCAAGGAUGCGAAUAAGCCUUCUAUAGAACUAGUGCCCGGAAAUGAUACCAAGCAAUACCGAGUAGAACUUCAAAGCAAAGAGGAGGACAUCGCGAAACAACCCCCGGUGUCAACGCCGCAUCCAGCACCAGUGGAGGAGCAACGUGUUCCUGUCCAACCAGUUGUACCACCGCAGGGGAGACCGGUGUCCACGCAAGUCCAGUCGCAAUUACCGCCGCCGCGACCAUCGCAGCAACAGCCCGCAUGUCGCCAGCUCAUGCCCCAAACAACUCCCAAACCACCUCAACCACAGGCCCUCAAUGGAAAGCCAGCCGCAACACCCAAACAACCUCCCCUGGCACCCCGGGAUACUCCUGUCAACCAAACACCAACAAAUAUUCUUGCAGUACAGAAACCUAUGCCCCCGUCCGCUACCCCAGUUCCGGGCAUUGGCUCUGUACCCUCUCCGCCAGCAACUUCCUCGCAAGCCCCACAAAAUACAAAUGCCCCAGCUGUUUCUCCCGCCCAUCAGAAACCAAUCUCCACCGCCAAACCAGCUGGCAAAGAAGGUCCGCCAAAGACUCCAGCCACUACGGCUCCUCGGCCUCCACCUCAACCGAGUUUCCAGCAGUGGUCGUUGAACCCACCCCCUCAGACCCCACGACCCGCUUCUUCACAGCCGAUUCCAGAGCCUUCUGGUCAGACCACUACAGGGAGACCCUUCCCCUCGCAUCCGCCUCAACCAUUACCGGAACCAGAAACAAAAGCGGCGUACCAGACGCCUCAACCAACAACCGUACCAUCCACUCCGCAGCCUAUUUCUACCGUGGCGCAAUCGCCAGCGCCUAGCGGUUAUGGCACUGGCUAUGAGACGCCAGCUGGUGCUGCACAAGCUUUGUUUUACUCGGAGACCAGGAGUGCGCGUCCCCGUCUAACAAUCGCCACUCCCGGCAAUCUUACCCCUUGGAAGAAGACUCCUCGACUGAGCAUACCAGUGUCUCCUCGUUCGCCAGAACGGCCGCGACGGGAGGAUGUAAGUCCCAUUAGCGAGAAGGCCCCUUCAUUAAUGGGGUCUCGCGAAGCGACGCCCGAAGAACCUGUGCCUCCACCUCGGAAGCGUGGACGAAAUGAAGGAAAGGGCUCUGGGCGAGGCAGGGAAUCGGAACUGGCAGGGGCUGAGGUGGAUGGCAAGGGAGGGCUGAAGCCGAAGGUAGAGAAGCAGACCGGCAAGGGCCGCGAUAGAAGUGCAACUUCGUCUAGAAGUCGGGGGCGUUCUGUUUUGUCCCGCGAUGAGGAGUCCGAAUCUGUAUACCCGGGAAAGAUUAAGCAUGAGAUGCCCAGCACGCCAGCUGGAAUCUCGGAGGCUGCUGAGCCCGAACCCCGUCCUUCUAGUGGCCGCAAAGGUACCGCUGCUUCAGAGGACCGCCCGGGUCGAGGCAGACCGAAACGUAAGCGCGGUGCCAGUGAAGCGUUGGAAGCAGAAGCCCUGCCUCCGGAGAUCAACCACAUCAGCCGCAUUGACCCGAAUCAAUCGACAUCUUAUGUUCUCUGCGCUCGUAACUUCCCUAGAACGGGUGCUCCGAUCAUGAAUGAUGUGACUACUCAUAAACACGCAUCAAUCUUCACCAAGCCGUUGACCGAACGCGAUGCCCCGGGGUAUCGAGAUCUCAUCUACCGACCACAGGAUCUGAAGUCCAUCAAAUCAUCCAUUCAUCAAGGCAGCAAAGCCGUGGCUGCUGCUACAGAAGCCGCAAACACGCCCGCCGCAGAUGGUGAAUCCCCGGCCCCGAAUGGCGGAACACCAUCGAAGAAUGCAGUUCUCAUGCUGCAGAAGACCGAGGACGUUAUUCCUCCCAAAGGAAUAGUCAACUCGGCACAGCUGGAGAAAGAAUUGAUCCGUAUGUUCACCAAUGCUGUCAUGUUCAAUCCCCUCCCUCAGCGCGGAUUCGGACCCGCCUUUCCGAUGACUAGCGACAGCGGGUCGAGAGAGAGCACCCAGGUUCCGGAGUUAGACGAAGGAGGUAUCAUCAACGACACGAUAGAAAUGUUUGAAGAUGUUGAACAGGCAGUCACGCGAUGGCGCGCGGCCGAACGAACUGCCGAUGAACUGGCGAGCAAGAGCAUUCUGUCGCUUCGCCGGGGAAGCGCAAGUGAUCUUAACACGGAUAGUGCCGACGAAGUUAAGGGAUGA
Molecule: messenger RNA, 2778 nt
Organism: Aspergillus oryzae RIB40
Lineage: Eukaryota; Fungi; Ascomycota; Eurotiomycetes; Eurotiales; Aspergillaceae
Exons: 1
Coding region: 1-2778 (925 amino acids)
Cellular component (GO): NuA4 histone acetyltransferase complex
Molecular function (GO): protein binding
Source: RefSeq, a predicted model, not a curated record